AUGGUCCUCAAGCUCUAUGGCUCUCCUGUUUCCACCUGCACCAAGCGUGUGGCGAUGGUGCUCCACGAAAAGCAGGUGCCGUUUGAAUUCUUCCCCAUUGAUUUGGCCAAGGGGGAGCACAAGGCCCCGGAAUUCGUCGCGCAUCAACCGUUCGGCCAGGUUCCCUAUAUUGACGAUGAUGGAUUUGUCCUCUACGAGAGUCGAGCCAUUGCUCAGUACAUUGCUACCAAGUAUGCCGACCAGGGCACGCCAUUGAUCCCCAAGGGCAUUAAAGAGUAUGGGCUUUUCCUGCAGGGUGUUGCAAUAGAAAGUUCCAACUUUGACCCGUAUGCAUCCAAAUUGGUAUUUGAAAAACUUAUCAAGCAAAAGUACGGUAUGACUUGCGAUGAGGCGGUUGCAAGCCAAUCCGUUGAGACUCUCAACGCAAAGCUGGACGUGUAUGAGAAGAUCCUGAGCAAGCAAAAAUAUAUCGGCGGUGAUGUUCUCACGCUGGCUGAUUUGUAUCACUUACCCUAUGGCGCACUCCUUCCCCUGGUGCCAUGCGACGCGAUCGAGAAGAGGCCCGCUGUUUCAAAAUGGUUCAAGGAAUUGGCCGCCCGCCCAUCCUGGCAGGCUGUUCAAGGAGGCAUCAAAGGGACGGCUUGA
Molecule: messenger RNA, 645 nt
Organism: Uncinocarpus reesii 1704
Lineage: Eukaryota; Fungi; Ascomycota; Eurotiomycetes; Onygenales; Onygenaceae
Exons: 5
Coding region: 1-645 (214 amino acids)
Cellular component (GO): cytoplasm
Molecular function (GO): glutathione transferase activity; glutathione binding
Source: RefSeq, a predicted model, not a curated record